Diospyros lotus (date-plum) is the source of this 4535-nucleotide messenger RNA. RefSeq names its product LRR receptor-like serine/threonine-protein kinase GHR1. Bases 1099 to 4290 code for a protein of 1063 amino acids. Gene Ontology annotation, biological process: protein phosphorylation. The record is from RefSeq and is a predicted model, not a curated record. NCBI's taxonomy places the organism in Eukaryota, Viridiplantae, Streptophyta, Magnoliopsida, Ericales, Ebenaceae. Gene Ontology annotation, molecular function: protein kinase activity; protein binding; ATP binding. The transcript has 3 exons.
GCAGAGGCCCCCCUCGAAAGAAUGGAGAAAUGUGUUGGGAUUUUUGAGGCGUUCAUGCAGAGAAACAAGAGGACAAUUUAGGGUUCUAUUAGUUUAUGCCUUCCCAUGUGUCUUUUCCAGAGAGAAAGGGAUAGUUACGGAGAGGAGAAAGGAAGUGCAUUAAGGGAGGACAAAAGGCCCUGGCUCUUGCUUUAGGGCUAAAGUUUAUGCUUUCUUCUAUGAUAAAGAAAGAUUUAGGGUUUUACUCUUCGAGUGCUAAGAUUUUGGGGUUUUGAGAGGUGGGGGGGUGUUAAAGAUGUGCUUUAAGGCUAACAAAGGGCAGAAUUUUUCUGGGUCCAUUGUAUUUAAUGCGGUGGAUCAUGAUUUGGAGACCCAUUUGCCUCAUUGUUGAAGUGGAAUGGUCUAAGCUCUGAUGCAGAGCGUGCUCCAAAAAGGGAUUUCCCACCUAAGUCAAUCUGCGCAACAGUGUGCCUUUAUUUGUUGCUUUGAGGACUGAAUCUUUGGAGCCACAUUGUUCAUUUGGAAGGGGCAAGGCAAAAGAUGCCCAACUUCUCAAGGUCUGAUUUCUGAAAGUGACUUCGUGUAGUUUAUUUCAGUCAUUUAUUGCCUGGACUAAAUCUGCUCAGCUGAAUGUGUUCCUUGUUGAAGAAGUGCUUUCUGACAGAGCAUUUAAUGAUAUAGAGGCCAUCUCUUUUAGCUCUGUUUCUGGUCUCCCAUAGAUUCUGUCUUCUGCUUACCCCAUUGAUUCAUCUGUGUGAAUGUUUCUGUGUGUGAUUCAUCCGUUUUGAGUUGUCUUGAAGAAAAUGUUGUUGGGUUGUGCAUUAGGCUGUUGAAUGGUCUGUAGCCUUGCUGGAUUUCUGUAAACUCUUGAUUCAAGGGCUUGAGAAAUCAUUUUGUUUUGUGUGAUUCUUCUUUCCAGAAAGUUGCCUAUAGCUCUUCUAGCAUUGAAGAAAUAUUGUUGGUUUGUGCAUAAUGCUGUUGAAUGGUCUGUAAACUGCUGGAUUUCUGUAAAAUUUGUAUUCUAGGGCUUGAGAAAUCAUUUUGGCCUUUCUGGUGGACUUACAUCUUAGUUGGAGGAGACCGUCCUUUGGGUUUGAAAUGAAGCUAUUUAGGCUUUUGCUGGUGUUCCUGUUUUCUGUUCAUGCCGCGGGACAGCUUCCUUCACAGGAUAUUAUGGCACUGCUUGAAUUCAAGAAGGGAAUAAAGCAUGACCCAACGGGUUAUGUGCUUAAUUCUUGGAAUGAGGAGUCCAUCGAUUUCAAUGGCUGCCCUUCUUCUUGGAAUGGGAUUGUUUGCAAUGGUGCCAAUGUUGCUGGUGUCGUCCUUGAUGGCCUGGGUUUGUCGGCUGAUGCGGAUUUGACUGUAUUUUCAAACCUCACAAAGCUUGUCAAGCUUUCUAUGUCAAACAACUCAGUAAGGGGAAAAUUGCCAAGCAAUAUAGGUGACUUGAAAAGCCUUCAAUAUCUAGAUUUGUCAGACAAUCUGUUCUUCUCAUCUUUACCUCUGGAAAUUGGUAAAUUAGGGAGCUUAAUGAACCUCUCAUUGGCUAGGAACAAUUUCUCUGGCUCUAUUCCGGAAUCAAUUUCAGGGCUUACCUCAAUCCGGUCUCUGGACUUGAGUCGCAACUCUUUUUCCGGGUCACUUCCGUCUUCGUUGAGGAAACUGACAAGUUUGGUAUCACUUAAUCUAUCUCUUAAUGGGUUCACGAAGAAUAUUCCAAAAGGGUUUGAGCUACUGCCCAAUCUUGAGGUGCUUGACUUGCAUAGCAAUAUGCUUGAAGGGAACCUGGAUGAACAAUUCUUACUUCUUACAACUGCAGUUCAUGUUGAUUUUAGUGAGAAUAGCCUUGUAACUUCUGGUUCAUCGCAGCAGAAGUUUCUCCCCGGUAUCUCAGAGACUAUUCGGUACUUAAAUCUUAGCCAUAAUAAGCUUAGAGGAUCUCUUGUGAGUGGGAGUGAGGCUCAGAUAUUGGGGGACUUGAAGGUGUUAGAUUUGAGCUACAAUCAGCUGUCUGGGGAGUUGCCUGGAUUUAAUUUUGUUUACGACCUUGAGGUUCUCAAGCUCAGCAACAACAGAUUUUCUGGCUUUGUGCCUAAUGGCCUUCUGAAAGGAGAUUCAUUGGUUCUAACAGAAUUGGAUCUGAGCGGCAACAACCUAUCAGGGCCAAUAAGUAUUAUUACAUCAACAACUUUGCGUGUGCUUAAUCUCUCCUCAAAUGGACUCUCUGGUGAACUUCCAUUGCUGACAGGAAGCUGUGCGGUGCUUGAUCUGUCAAGGAACCAAUUUGGAGGAAAUUUAACUGGGUUGGUAAAAUGGGCAGACAUUGAAAUCCUUGAUCUUAGCCAAAAUCGUUUGACGGGGCCAAUCCCCGAGGUAACUUCACAAUUUCUGCGUCUAAAUUACCUGAACCUCUCUCACAAUCUUCUUAGUGGUUCACUCCCAAGAGUUAUUACUCACUUUCCGAAACUUACAGUCCUUGAUCUCACUUCCAACCAGUUAGAAGGACCUCUUCUAUCUGCCUUGCUGACAUCUACAACUUUGCAAGAACUACAUCUCCAAAACAAUCUGCUUGCUGGUAAUAUUGAUUUCUCUCCUUCCUUCCCCAUUGAGACCCAUCUUCAAUUUCUUGAUCUUUCACAUAACCAAAUUAAUGGCUACUUUCCUGAUGGAUUUGGGUCAUUAACUGGACUUAGAGUGUUAAAUCUUUCAAAGAAUAACUUAUCUGGUUCUCUGCCGACCUCCAUGGCUGACGUGAGUUCCCUGAGUUCAUUAGAUAUCUCCCAGAAUCAUUUCACGGGCCUGCUGCCAAAUGGCCUGUCAAACAAUCUUGAAAGCUUCAAUGCUUCAUACAAUGAUCUCUCUGGAGUUGUCCCAGAAAAUCUGAGGAAGUUUCCGGCAUCUUCUUUCUACCCUGGAAAUUCCAAAUUAAGAUUUCCAAACAGUCCUCCUGGAUCAGGCCCUGUUACCUCUGGAAAUCCCAAGAAGAAACCUAUAAAAAAUCUAAUCAAAGUGAUAGUGAUAGUUGUAUGUGUGGUGGUUGUGAUCAUCUUGAUCCUACUUGCUGUCUUGAUACAUUACAUUCGCAUGUCAAAGAGACCUCCACAACUUGUUUCAAACAAAGGCAUCCACCGACGCCCCGCAUCAAAUCCGUCUGCCUUUAGUGGAAGGGACAGUGCUGGCCCUUUAGUUGUGUCAGCUGAGGAUCUUAUGACCUCACGAAAAGGGUCUUCAUCUGAGAUAAUUAGUCUGGACGAGAAAAUGACCGCCCUAACUGGAUUCUCUCCAUCAAAAAGCAGUCAUGUGUCUUGGUCACCUGAGUCUGGGGAUUCACAUACUGCAGAAAACCUUGCAAGACUGGAUGUUAGAUCUCCUGAUAGAUUGGCUGGUGAGCUGUAUUUUCUUGAUGAUACAAUUUCACUGACCCCAGAGGAAUUGUCUAGGUCCCCAGCUGAAGUGCUGGGGAGGAGUAGCCACGGGACUUCUUACAAGGCAUCGCUUGAUAAUGGUGUUUUCUUGACUGUAAAGUGGUUGAGAGAAGGGGUUGCAAAACCAAGAAAGGAUUUUGCAAAAGAGGCCAAGAAAUUUGCAAAUAUCAGACAUCCAAAUGUGGUUGGCUUGAGAGGGUACUAUUGGGGCCCUACGCAGCACGAGAAGCUUAUUCUGUCAGAUUAUAUCUCACCUGGAAGUCUUGCAAGCUUCCUCUAUGAUCGACCAGGAAGAAGGGGUCCGCCACUGUCCUGGGCACAAAGGCUCAAAAUAGCGGUUGAUGUUGCACGCGGCCUGAACUAUCUCCAUUUUGACCGCGCCAUGCCUCAUGGCAAUAUUAAAGCAGCAAACAUACUUUUAGACGGCACUGAUCUUAAUGCCCGAGUAGCUGAUUACUGCCUGCACCGCCUCAUGACCCAAGCCGGGACCAUUGAACAGAUACUCGAUGCAGGGGUAUUGGGUUACCGUGCGCCGGAAUUGGCUGCUUCCAAAAAGCCACUGCCCUCCUUCAAGUCUGAUGUCUAUGCCUUUGGAGUGAUCUUGUUGGAAAUUUUAACCGGCAAGUGUGCAGGCGAUGUGGUUUCAGGUGACGACAGCGGCGUGGACUUGACGGACUGGGUGCGGCUGAGGGUAGCAGAGGGCCGGGCAUCCGAGUGUUUUGACACAACGUUGAUGCCCGAGAUGGCGAAUCCGGGAGCAGAGAAGGGUAUGAAGGAGGUGCUAGGAAUAGCCUUGAGAUGCAUACGGUCAGUUUCGGAGAGACCGGGCAUUAAAACCAUAUAUGAAGAUCUUUCGUCUAUAUGAUAUCUUGAUCAUGUUUUUGUUAUGGGGAAAUCAAACAGCUCGUUGGCCUCCCCUUUCGUGGUUUUCAGGCACUCUCAAUUGUGAGUGAUCAGCCAAUUUUGUUAAGUGUUAACCAUUAAUUAUAAUUGUUGUAAAGCUGGGGGGCACAUUGCUGUGUGUACAGACCACCCACCCUCCCUCCCUCCCAAUCCCAUAUUGCCAUGCUUUUGAUUUGAAUCACAUCUACGUAGGCCUUUUCAUUUGAA